This is a messenger RNA of Trifolium pratense (red clover), 7569 nucleotides long. RefSeq lists its product as uncharacterized. Gene Ontology annotation, molecular function: protein binding. The record is from RefSeq and is a predicted model, not a curated record. Lineage: Eukaryota; Viridiplantae; Streptophyta; Magnoliopsida; Fabales; Fabaceae. Gene Ontology annotation, biological process: regulation of DNA-templated transcription. The transcript has a single exon. Bases 5937 to 7226 code for a protein of 429 amino acids.
UUGAAAAUAGAGUGAACACAAGUUUUUUAUUUCCACCCAAUGAAAAACUAAGAACAUAGAUACGAGAUCGAUGCUACUACUUUAGAAUAAAGUCAAUGGAUAAAAUCAGGAAGAGAACUAAAACUCAAGUCAAGGUCAAGCACUUCGGAAGGCAACAGUGCGCAAGAGUAUGUAACAGUGACACCAAUAUACCGGAAAAGGAUGCUUCUUCUAAAUGAUGAAGCCAAACCAAAAAAUGUGACACCAACAUUAGACUUCCAAAAGAAAAACUAUAAAAUAUGCCAAACAGCACUUGUAUUGUCAUUCCAAAAUACCAAAUUGAUAAACCAAUAGGACACAAUGAUUGAACUUUGAUCUUUUUGCAUCUCCGAAAUAUUUGCAAGCUCUUUUUUCUUCUUUUUUUAUAGUAGGCUCGUUUUUUCUUUUUUACUUCAUUUGUAGACAACUUCAUCAUAUGCACAUCAAAUAGGCCAAAUCGUUAAAAAACCAUAGUGUUUACCAUCCCUCCCUUUCGAUCAUAUGAUAAAUAAGGAAAAACUGGAAGAUUGAACUCAUGAUCGAUCAGCUCACCAAUGGUAUGAAACUGAAGACUGAAAAUCAAUCCCACCACACAUCUUAGAAGCAAAGUUGCUUGUCAUUUCUAUUUUUCAUCAUUUUUCAUUUAGAUCAUAAAGCUCAAAUUAUACCAUCUCAAUUUUAGAUGAUAAAGCUCAUAUUAUGAAUAAAGAAUUCAAAUUGCAGAUGAAUGAAUAAGCUGAAACAUCUCUCAAGUUUGCAUUAUGAAUUGCAUUUCAUCAAAUGCACGUGUCAUCCCAAGAGUUACAUUUUGAAUAGAUAUUAUACUUGAGGGUCAUUGAAGCUAUACUUUACCAUACCUUUUUUACUCUCUGAAUAAAUAAUUCAUAUUGUAACUCCAAGGCUCAAACAUAUCAUUUAGGAUCACUAAUGCUUACAUUUAACCAUUCUAGUUAUGUGAUGUGUUUAUGCCAAAAGAGGUAGGCGGAUGUCAAUAACUCUAUAAUUUGAGUAUAUUUAUUCCAAUGGAAGAAUGCUCCUUUUAUAGGAGAGUCGAGAAAGUUCAUAAAGACACACUCCAAAAAUUAAAGAGUGAUUUAAGGAAUUAAAAUAAAACACAACAGCAGCCAAGUAAAUGCAGUAAUUAGUAAGUGUGUUGAAUUGAAGUCCACAUUCUAAUCAGGAUUCAAGUACCCCCUUAAACCAGAAUAUAAAACGUAUAUACUUGACUAAGUAUAGAAGAAUAAAAACAAAAUAGAAGCCAAGCCCAUCUUUUAAGCCAGGAUAUAAAAAUGACUGGCUGCAAAAUUUAGCAAGAAUUAUCCAUGUGAUUAUAUAUACCAUAUAAGUCAAACUAAUUUAGCAAGAUUUAUUCCGGCAAUAUAAAAAUGACAUACCAUCAGCCAAGUAGCACCCUGUAUUAUCACUCCAUAGAACCAUAUUGAUAAACCAAGAAGACACGGUGACUGAACUUUCAGCUUUUUGCGCUGAUCUAGUGCCAGAAAUUUAACUUCAACAUCUUCCUCCAUAAUAUUUGCAAGCUCUCUUUUUACUUGAUUUAAAUACAACCUUAUCAUAUGCCCAUCAAAUAGUCCAAAUUGUUAAAAACCAGUGUCUACCACCCUUCCAUUUCUAUUAUCUGAUAAAUAAAGACAAACUGGAAGAUGGAACUCAUGAUCAGUUACAUCAUCAAUGCCUUGAAUCAAUUUUAGAUUGCAAAUAAUUAAGUCAUAUCACAACUGCAGAUGAAUGAAGAGGCUGAAACUUGUCUUAAUUUUGCAUUAUGAAUUUCAUUUCAUCAAGGCACAUACCAUCCCAAGAAUUAAAUUUUGAAUAGAUAUUGAACUUGAAGGUCAUGGAGGUUACACUCUACCAUCUAAAUCCAGGACCAUCAAAAUGUUGAAAGAAAAAACAAUCAAAAUUUUGUAGGUAUAUAGGUGGAGUGCUUUCAAGUGAUUGGAUGGUGAAAUCAAUUGGCAUAAACUUGUAAAAUAGCACCGUACUCAUUGGCAAUUUGAUAGCACCUCAGAAGUUGGUAUCCUAAUAGUCAAAGCAGUGAAUAACUCUUUCCCUUUCUGCAGUUACAGUUCUUUGUGACUUAGAACAAUAGAAAACAGAAAGGAGAUCUUGAGGUUUAGAGCAUUUUGUAGUGCCAGAAGGAGAAACAAACCACAUUUUUUCUGCGAAGAAAAACACAAGCAUUUUUGCACAACUUAAUUCACCUGCACAUAGUUGUAGCUCUAUAUACCAAAAUAAAACUUAAUUUUGUAUAUAGAUGCAAUUAAAUCACAUUAUUUAUAAUGAUGAUCCCCCACUUUUUAGUUGCACAGUACUUUGUUUAGUCUCAAUUAUUUCUAGAGAUCAAAAUUUUCAAAUUCCAGGACUUAUCGUAAGGUUUUACUUUUUUUUGGCUUUUGGAGUUAACCAUUUUACCUUGCAAAGAAUCAUAUCUCUUUGCUUUCACCAUAUCAUAUUUUGCACUCUUUGCACUUUACUAUGUAGUACUGAUGAAGCAGUUAGUUAGAACAAAAAAAUCAAUCACCAUACACAAUUUGAGUUAAAGGAAAGUGGACUUUAUAUAGCCAUCAAGGCAACAUAUAACCAUCUAAGAAUUUAUUUAGUCCAAUAAAAAAUGGACUUUAAGGGUCAUCGAAGCAACAUAUAUCCAUCACAUAUAUAGCCAAUAGAAAUUGGACUUAAUUGAGGCAACAUUUAUCCACAUAUUGAGGCAAGGGUCAUCAAGGCAACAUAUAACCAUCUAAAAAUUUAUAUAGUCCAAUAAAAAUUGGACUUUAAGGGUCAUCGAAGCAACAUAUAUCCAUCACAUAAUUUAUAUAGCCAAUAGAAAUUGGACUUAAUCGAGGCAACAUUUAUCCACAUAUUGAGGCAAGAUUGGACUUAAGGGUCAUCGAAGCAACAUAUAUCCAACACAUAAUUUAUAUAACCAAUAGAAAUUGGACUUAAUCGAGGCAACGAAAAACCUUUUAAGUACAAUAAUAGCACCAAGUGUUAUUUUUACCCAAGGCUUUGCGACUUCGGGUCUUUUAACCAACAUUUAUCUACAUAUUGAGGCAACAUUUAGAUUGUGGGGACUUUUAAAAGAUGAAUUAAAUAUCCCGAGUAAUCAAAGUUAACACAGAUUGCUUCAACCCCACCCGCUGUGCAGAAAUCAGAUUAUCAUGAUCAGACAGCUCACAUUUUAUCUGUUUAGCUUGACUCAAAUCACAGUUGAAAUCUGAGUUGUUUUAUUUUGGUCGAACCAAUCUGUGAUUGCCACAAAUAUAGGAAAAUGGGACUGCAGAACUGUACUUCAUAGGUAAACCAGAUGUGCAACUUUGAUGUAGCGGUCAUGUUCCUGUAAUAUAUUACCAUAUGGUAUCCAAGUUUUAAUUUCCAUUUUUCACCCUCCUUUAUAUUUUCUUCGUUUGAAUGUUCAGUGGAAUAAAUAGUAGUAAACGCCUCAACGUGUUCUGGAGACUGCACAAACUGGUCCAAUAUACUUUCAUUUUCUCCUUAAGUUUAGCCCAAAGGAAAACUAUGAGUUGUUUGGUAGGAAAUCUUGGACAGUUUGUUUGUGACUCAACCUACCUCGAAGUAGGCCAUUGAGUUCAACCGAUAAAGAACUUGAAAGGCGCAAGUUUUACUUUCUUCUACCAAUGGAGCUGCUAUACUCUCUGACAACCCAUGAAGAAAUGAGCUCUCUUAACUACAAAUCAGCAAGGGAAACUAAGCAUUAGAGUUUCAACAAUUUGGGAAAAAUAUUUCCUAUUUUUAGUGAGUUCUGUAUGUUCCCUUAGGAGGCAAAGAAAAUAUUAGAAGCUGAUAAUCAGGUGCCUCUAUUCUCCUAGCUUUAUUAAUAUGUCACAUAAAAACUUAAUUUAGAAAGCAAGUAAAAUAAACUCUGAUGAUUAGCAUACAGCAAACAUAAAUGUAAGUGUAACACCAACAUGAAAAAAUGCAAACCAACUUGCAGUGGCUUGGUGUAACAUUGUAUUUCUUAGAACAAUUUGAACUCCAAACCAGGUUGCAAAUUAACGAGCAUAAUAAUGUAAAACUAUCACUUUGUUAAGAGUUAGAAUGGUCUGUCAAAAAUAGACUCAAGGGUCAUUGAAGCAACAUAUAUUCAUCACAUAAUUUAUAUAGCCAAUAGAAAUUGGACUUAAUCAAGGCAACAUUUAUCCACAUAUUGAGGCAAGGGUCAUCUCAGAAUUUAUAUAGUCCAAUAAAAAAUGGACUUAAGGGUCAUCGAAGCAACAUAUAUCCAUCACAUAAUUUAUAUAACCAAUUGAAAAUGGACUUAAUCAAGGCAACCUUUAUCCACAUAUUGAGGCAACGGUCAUCAUGGCAACAUAUAACCAUCUAAGAAUUUAUGUUGUCCAAUCAAAAAUGGACUUAAGGGUCAUCGAAGCAACAUAUAUUCAUCACAUAAUUUAUAUAACCAAUAGAAAUUGGACUUAAUCGAGGCAACAUUUAUCCACAUAUUGAGGCAAGGGUCAUCAAGGCAACAUAUAACCAUCUAAGAACUUAAUUAGUCCAAUAAAAAAUUGACUUAAGGGUCAUCGAAGCAACAUAUAUCCAUCACAUAAUUUAUAUAGCCAAUAGAAAUUGGACUUAAUUGAGGAACCAUUUAUCCACAUAUUGAGGCAAGGGUCGUCAAGGCAACAUAUCACCAUCUCAUAAUUUAUAAAGUCAUCGAGUAAGGGUCAUCAAUAGCUUAAAGAUAGCAUUUCAAAAUUCCAAUAAUGAAUAAUAACUGGAUGUAAGAGUUGAAUAGACAUUUAACCAUUUUGAUCCGAAUUUACAUCAUACAAAAACUUUCAGCAAGCUAGCACAUUUUGCAAUAUUGCAUUUGCAUCAUCAAAAAAUAAAUUAUACCUCCCCAUAUUUAUGAAUAGAAAUUUAUAAUUCAAAAUGCAUUUAGCUCACCUAACCAACUUGGUUUUUCUUUUCAAGUAGAAGCUUAGAUGUUCUUGAAUAAUCAAGAAUCCGAACAAGGUAUCAAUCAUAAAUAAACCAGUAUGUUGCAAUGAAAAAAAUAAUCUUUCAAAACAUUGGUGUUAAACAGAGUUUUGGGACAUAGCAUGUUUCCUCAAUUAAAGUGUUUUCUUUUUUCUUGCAGAAGAUUGAACAAUUUUUAAUCAUCAAGAAUGUAAAAAAUGGUACCUUUUUCAUGCAUAAAAUUGAAUCAUCAAGACAUCUCAUCCAUACUGACAGAUUUAACUUAUCCCCAAUUGAAUAUUGUUAACAAACACUACUUAGUUAAACUAAACUUAUCUGAAUUGAACCAAUUUUACAAUAAUAACUUACUUUAUACGAAGAACCAAAAAGAAUAGGAUGUAAAAACGGUACCUUUUUUAUGCAGAAAAUUGAAUGUUGUUUCUUUAAGAAAUUGUUGCUUUUUCUUUGAUCAUUCUCGACAAGACAUCUGCUUGCUUUGUGUUCCAAUCCGCCGCACCUCUUUUCGCCGGAAUUUUACAUAAGACGACGGAGUACGCAUUUCUUGACGACUCAACAAUUUCUUCACUCUUUGAGACACAUUUUUCAUCAUUAUCAACACGCUCAAUUGAGUUACUCAUCUCCAGUUUUAUGAGGCUUGUCGAUUCUGCUAGGAUUUGAAGCAAUCGGUGAAAGUGGAUUUGGGAUUAGGGUUGAGUUUGGGAUUAGGGUAACUCAAAUACGUGUUUCGGUAAUGAUAAAAGGCGCGUCGUUAUAAAGCUAUCCCAAGUUUGGGAUUGGGCUUUUGUGUUUUAGUUGCCCAAGCUCAUCGGCCCAGUAUACAGUUAUUUAAGCCCAUUGUAAUUAAUGCUAUACUAGCGGCCCGUUUUGCGCCAUAGUGAGAUUGUUCAAUCGGUGGAGACAGAACCAUUGUCUUCUUCUUCCUCUUUCAAUUGUGAAUUAGGGUUCACACUCUUUCAACAAAGAUGAAGAUUCCCCGACAAAACAACAAGUCUUCUUCUAGAGUUGUUCGCUACGAUCCAUAUGCAUUGGCGUUUCUUAAGGCAAUACAAGUUACGUUUAAAGAUAAGAAGGAAAAACAUAAUGAGAUUGUGAAACUCGUAAAAGAUUUCAAGGCUAGAGGUAACUCCUCAACAAAAAGAAUGAAGGAGUUGCUUAAAGGGCAUACAAAUUUAAUUUUGUUAUUCAACACCUUCAUGCCAAAGGAACAUCGAAUCACACUUUCAUCUCAUCUUGAGCUUCCAUGGGAUGUGCUUGAUAUCAUUAUCAAAAAAUUAGAUUUUGAUGAUCUCUUUCAGUUUGCUGGUGUGUCUAAGAAUUGGAGGGCUUUUCAUAAAAUUUAUUGGACAAAUUUCUUGACCUCUCAAAAACCAUUACUUUUUCAAUUUUCGAUGGGUGGUCUUAAAGAAUUCUUUUCCUUUAUUAGCAUAUCCGAGCAAAAAGUUUAUUGCUUCAAGAUGAAGUGCUUUGGCUUCCAUAUUAUGUUUUCUAGCGGAUAUUUUAUCAUGGUGGAUUCUGAUCAUUCAUUUCUGCUAAUUAAUCCGUUUACAAGAACAAAGAAGGUAAUUCCCUCUAAAAUUGAAUCCAUGUUUUACCUUAAUUCUGCCCUACUUGCUUUUGCCAAAUGCUCUGAGGAAUUUGUCUUAGUGGUUUUAUUAUGCAAUUUUCAUUUGAAAGUUUAUCAAUCUAGAAAUCGUGGUUGGGUUACUUAUUCAAUAAUAAAAAAUCUAGGUCGUGUUGUUGACUUUGUGGUUUUACAUAAUAUAAUAUAUGUUAUCACUGAGAAGGCCAAUAUAGGAGUGCUUAACUUGAAUUCUUCAAAUAUUAGAUAUCUAAAACUGAAGAGUACUCCCAAUGUAAUUACCUCACACCUUAGCUUGGUUAAUUGUGAUGAGCAACUUUUAGUGGUUGAUUUUGAUUUUACCUCCAAGACAAUAAUGAAUGUGUACAAGAUAGACUUCUCAACCAUGAAUUAUGUCAAACUUGAGAGUUUGGGCGACAUUGCAUUAUUUCAUGUUUGGGAUCCUCUCAAGAGUAAAUGUUAUGCAUUAAGCAACCCAAAUAGGUGGGGAUAUGAGAGCAACUCUAUUUAUGCACUCAACCAUGAGUCUACAAUUUGUAGUGUGUCUACAUUGGAUGAUAAAAAAUUGCAAAAAUGCAUUACCCUUCCAGCUCCUCGUGGAACAAGUUUCAGCAUGGUUGAUUGGUGUUUUAGACAUCUAAGAUAUGAAGUAGAUUAUUCUCUAGUUAAAUAACUCGCAUAUAGUACACGGUGUUACUUGUGUAAUCUUUGUAUUUCGACCUAAUUCCUUUUUGUUUCCCAAUGAUUUGACUAGAAUAAAAAAACCUAUAAUAAUUAGCAAUUUCAAUAUUAGAUAAGUAUCGAGAUAAAACAAUACAUUGUUAUGUACUCCCUCCGUUUUUUUAUAAGUAUCUAGUUUCAUCAGAUUUAGCGUUUCUAAUUAACUUUUUAGUUUGUGUGUUUUAAGGAUGCGAUUUGUCAAUUAUACCAUUUGUCAAUUAUUUUUAUCUUUUUCAAUAAUUUUUUAUAUAUAUUUGAAAAACUAAGUUUUUUUUAAAAAAAAAAAGAAGAAGAAG